AUGGAUGAGGACUCAAUUUACACUUGUCAUAGAACUCAUAGAUAUUCACAACCAGAAACCAAUCCAACCAACCGAUCCUCGCCCUCAUCAUCAUCAUCCGAAGAAAAUGAAAAAAGUUAUCAAAAAUCCAAACCAAAAGACAAACCAAGUUCAUUAAGAUUCAAACGAAAAUAUCAAAUAGAAGAAGGACCAUGGUAUAUGAAUUUAAAAAAUGUAUUAAAAAGACAAAAGAUUAGUCAAGAGAAAACUAAGAAAAGAAAUGAAAGAAAAAAAGAAUUAAGAAAGAUUAGGAAUGCGAAGAUUAAGGAAAACUUAUUGAAGAAGAAAAGAAAAUUGAAUGAAGAUGAAGUUGAUGAUUCAAUUCAUUCUAAUGAUGACGAAGAAGAAGAAGAACCAACAGAAAAGAAAGAAAAUCAAUCUGAUUCGAUACAUACUACUUCUCAACCAGCACCGAUACCUUCGACUUCUACUUCUAUUUCUGUUUCUGUUUCUGAGGGACAGAGAACAGAACCGAUUCCCGAACCAACACCAUUUCCAGAAGACCUAAACCAUCGUAAGCCAAUCGUUUCCAAAACCCUACCAAUCCAAAAUGUACUAACAAACCACACGACAUCCAACCCUCAAAAAGUAUUACCAUCUUCAUCAUUAUUAGUUUCAAUCCACGAAACCGCUUCGAGAUUUUACACGAAUCAAAACUUAAUGACUCCCAAACCGAUCAAAGCAGGUCGACCAUCUAAAAAGAAAUUAGAUCCAAAACUAAUGUUAAAAAGUUUACAUGGUUCUGCUUUAAUUGCCAUAGGUGUUUUGAUUGAAGAAAUCGCUAGAGAAGAGGUUUCUAAACUUGAUCAACCUAUGAUGGAUUGA
Messenger RNA from Melampsora larici-populina 98AG31, 864 nucleotides. RefSeq lists its product as uncharacterized. The transcript has 3 exons. The record is from RefSeq and is a predicted model, not a curated record. The coding region runs from base 1 to 864 and encodes 287 amino acids. Lineage: Eukaryota; Fungi; Basidiomycota; Pucciniomycetes; Pucciniales; Melampsoraceae.